Gryllus bimaculatus (two-spotted cricket) is the source of this 2123-nucleotide messenger RNA. The record is from the annotation of a GenBank genome assembly. Lineage: Eukaryota; Metazoa; Arthropoda; Insecta; Orthoptera; Gryllidae.
UGAUGUUGGCCAAAUUUCAAAUGAAAAUCUCCAUGCGCUGUCGCGCGUCGCGUUCUGCUGUACAGGUUAAACGCACAUCCCGGGCAGCAAGUAUUAUUCCAUAGACAAACGAAGAGGGUGCUCUGUGUAUUAUUUCGGUUAGGAAUCAGGCAGGAAAGGUCCAUUUCGUCACCUGUUCCGCGCUGUAAUUAAGAGAGAGUUGCUCUUUUAAGUGAUUUUGCAUUACCAAGAAAAUGGCAUUAUAUAAAGAUUGUGGAUGUAAACUUGUGGAGUUGGCUGUUCGAAGCCAUCUAGUGAAUUUUUGUAGAAGAUUUGCCUCUAGCAGCGAGACCCUAAGGAUUCAAAAAUGGAAGAAAAAUCUACAUAUUUAUAGUUACUCUUUCAACUGGGGAGGCUUGUCAGAAUUAGCCCAUGUACUAGCCAAUAAUGUAAUUAUGAAUGAAGAUGGUCUUGUUGUCCUCAAUAAGCCGCAUGGAAUUGGCAAGGAAGAACCAAUAAUCAAUAAGAGUAGAAUUGAGAGAGAAAAGAGAUUGCGCACUGCAAUCGUGGGAGAAAAAGAUUUUUACUUAAAUGAAAUCUUGCCACUGUUAGCACAUAAAUUAGGAUACGAACACCUGGAAACUGUUAAGAUUCCAGAAAGGUAUACCAGUGGGGUAUCUGUUUUAUCUUCAUCUCAAGAGCUAACGAAUCAUGUGAAGAACUGCAUACAGAAAGGCAAAAAUCUAGGGAAAAUCUUAGAUACUUACCACGUUGUAUGUGUGGGAACUCCUUCCCCCAUAUCAUAUAAAGGCAAAGUUGCCAUCCAACAUGAACAAGAUAAAAUAUGUGGUGGCUCACAGCCUAUCUUAUUGACAAAAUGGUCAAAAAAUUCAGCGAAGCGAGGAGAUGUGACAACAGUUUCUGUGGAACAUACCACUCUGCAACAAGGACCAUUUGCAAGUCUCGUUGAAGUUAAGCCAUCUCGAACAAAAUCUCAUUUCUUACGUGUCUAUAUGGCUUAUAUGAUGAGUCCAAUUCUUGGUGAUAAUUUGUAUGGCUCUCGGGUGCAAAACGUAGGUGGCAGGUCUCUUGCGAUUAGCCCUUUCAGUGAUAGAGCGAAGUUACCACAACGAUUGGAGGACCCAAUGUUAGCUGCCCUGGAUUUGGAGAGGCAAGAUGAACGAUUCAUUCCAGCCCAUGUGCAUUUGCAUAGAGUUGAAAUUCCUGACUUCGGUGGUAAGGGGAAACCUCUAGAAAUUGAAGCACCUCCUCCAGAAGUGUUUUCAUGGACAUGUAAACAAGUAAUAUACAAAGGUUCACCAAAAGUAGAAAGAGCAGAUGUGAAAUGUUAAUGUUUUUGCAUAUUGUAGUGUACAGUCAAUGUAAAUAUAUUUUACAUUCCCAUAUUACAUGUACUAUCAUUUUCCUUGCAUUAUUUAAAUUAAAUAGAGACCACAGUCUCGAAACUAAAUGUAUAUUGGUUUAGGGAAGGUAUUGUCAAAUUGUAAUAAAGGGUUACAGUUGAUAGAAGAGGUAAUGGCAUCUUGGGGAAUCUCUAAAGUAUUUUCACAAAAGAACAAGUAACUCUUGUUAAAUGAAAAGUUUCAAAAUAAUUCACAUGACAAAGUGUAGCAAGACGAGAAUCCCCUGAUGGAGCAAUACAGCAGUAGUAUUCUAUUGUCAUUUUUAGCAGUAUCGUGCAUUCAACCCCAGCACUGCUGGGGUAAGCAAAAAUGAGAAUUUGAUGAAUUUUGAGAAUUAAAAUUACUAUGAGCCAUAUGUCAGAUGAUCAAAAGUAUUGCACCGUGUGCUCUACUGCGAUCUGUAUAGCGGCCUACUGCUUCUGCAGUGCUCUAACCCCAGCUCUGACAACUCGCUGGGCUUGGGUGCCACACCCAUCUUCUUCACUGGCGCAGAGUCAGGCGCUGAUUGGGGAGAAGAUCUGCUGAUAUGCACUGAACUCUAGCAAGCUGGGGAUGGAUGACGUUUCUCCCCCUCCCGCUGCUUCAAGGACAGAUCUAGCUGACUUGUCUUGUCUGCGAGUGUGUUUACUCAUAAGCCAGUGCUACCACAAUGCAAAAUUAUUUUAAAUGAAAUGUUUUGUUAGUAUAAAUUAACAUACCAUUUGUCGAGAAGUUUAUAAC